Molecule: messenger RNA, 826 nt
Organism: Brienomyrus brachyistius
Lineage: Eukaryota; Metazoa; Chordata; Actinopteri; Osteoglossiformes; Mormyridae
Gene: cfap276
Product: cilia and flagella associated protein 276
Exons: 5
Coding region: 119-619 (166 amino acids)
Source: RefSeq, a predicted model, not a curated record
CGGAGCCAACUGCGGUGCGUCUCUUAGCAACCGUAUCAAGCGGCAAACAUUCCCGCGGACAACGUGGCAUAAAUAAGGAGCCCGAUAGGAUUUAUUCAAGCAGCAACAGAUUUCCAAAAUGCCAAGCCAUCGGGAUCCGUUCCCUCUACUUAAAUAUGAAAAUGAUAACACGUUCACUGGUAAACGGGAGUGUCAGAUGCCGAACUAUAGCAAACCCGUACAUCUUGCUCAGAAUGACCAGCCGUGGUGCCGUUUAAGUGAGCGCGCAACUUUGGCUAGUACCAGACGCUGCGUUUUCCAUCACGACGCAGGGGUUCCAAGGGACAGCCUGGACUUGCAUCUAAAGGCUACCUAUGAUCACCACCAAGAAUUUCUGAGGACCAAAAACCAGACCCUAUUUCAGAAGGAGACCUUCACCAAUGGCGACGGGAGAAUUCUAAAAAUUCGGGCGGAGGAUGAUCCACCCAGGAACAGCGGUGCGACAGCGCAAAUACAAAUGUGGGUUAACCCCCAGAAACUGUCGAUUUACAGCAUCAAAGGAACAAUCGAGAGCCACCAUAACGCCUCCACAAACAGGGGCUACUCGCGAAAGGAGGGCGGCGGAUUCUACUCCACCUAACGUAUUCACGUGCUACUUUGGGAGUGCUUCAAUGCACAGCCGCUGCUAAAAUAUUAAAAAGCUCUUGAAAGUUUGAUGCUAGAUUGAAUUACAUGGAUUACCACUCCGAUCAGUAUAGAAAUAUUCAGACAACCGUUUAGUGAACUCCUACAACACAGAUCCCAAACCGUUACCAAAGUUAUUGGCGAAAUAAAAACUUGACCUUAA